Syngnathoides biaculeatus (alligator pipefish) is the source of this 1442-nucleotide messenger RNA. It is a transcript of the gene ap2s1, whose product is annotated as adaptor related protein complex 2 subunit sigma 1. The record is from RefSeq and is a predicted model, not a curated record. The transcript has 5 exons. Gene Ontology annotation, biological process: intracellular protein transport; clathrin-dependent endocytosis. Gene Ontology annotation, molecular function: clathrin-cargo adaptor activity. Lineage: Eukaryota; Metazoa; Chordata; Actinopteri; Syngnathiformes; Syngnathidae. Gene Ontology annotation, cellular component: intracellular membrane-bounded organelle; membrane coat; AP-2 adaptor complex. The coding region runs from base 160 to 588 and encodes 142 amino acids.
UGCAACGCGGGUUAAUACUUUCCCUACUUCCUGUUAGCUUGGACAAGAAAGUGGUCGAUCGGUCAGAAGAAUUACUGAUGUAUUUGAGGAAACGCGUUGCAUAAUAUUCCACGAAGGUGCCCCUCUGGAGUUCAUAAGGUCCUCAAUUAGGAGACAAACAUGAUCCGAUUCAUCCUGAUUCAGAACAGAGCUGGCAAAACACGACUGGCCAAAUGGUACAUGCAGUUUGAUGACGAUGAGAAGCAAAAGUUGAUUGAAGAGGUGCACGCAGUGGUAACUGUCAGAGAUGCCAAGCACACCAACUUUGUGGAGUUCCGAAACUUCAAGAUCAUCUACAGGCGAUAUGCUGGCCUGUACUUCUGCAUUUGCGUUGACGUGACUGAUAAUAACCUGGCUUAUCUCGAGGGAAUACACAAUUUUGUAGAGGUGCUCAACGAGUACUUUCACAACGUGUGUGAACUGGACCUCGUCUUCAACUUCUACAAGGUUUACACGGUGGUGGACGAGAUGUUCCUCGCUGGGGAGAUUCGGGAGACCAGUCAGACCAAGGUCCUCAAGCAGCUCCUCAUGCUCCAGUCCCUCGAAUAGACAAGUGACAUCUUCCUCUUUUCCUCCCUUGGAUGAAGGGGAGUCCAUAGACCUUGAAUUUCUUAGUGAUAUUUUGGGUGUGUUGCACUGCUUGUAACCCCUCAAUAUGAAAUUUUAAUUUGAGAAGUGAAGUGAGUUGUGUCCUCCAGUCACUUGACAAGUGUAUUUACAUCUAGUUCCUCCCAAUUAACAUUCAGCUCAGAGCACGACUAUCAUGAACAAGCACCAUAAUAGCGUACCCGGCACUUUAGUGCAUUUUAAAACCCGCCACUGAUCUCAUAUCAUCCUCACGUGCAUUUUACAUGUGGCUCACUGUUCACUUUAAUUAGGAGGCCCUUCACAGUGGCUCAAAUGACCUUAAUCCAAAUGUGUGAUGACAACCUGUCACGUCGCAAGACGGCCACCCCAUUACAGUGGCAUUUCAAAUAAUGUAGUCUACUACUUGACAAUUAUGACAUGGUGCUUGUUUGUCACACACUUUACAAUGCAGUGCUGUGACGUGUGCGUACUAUGGUUUGUGCAUAUGUAUACAUGUAACUUAUAAUUAUGUUGACUAUGAAAUGAAGCAUUCAUUCCAGAGCACACUACACGUGCCUCAAACAGUAUUUACUUGUUUGAUUAUCAGUUACUUAUUGGCUUCUUAAAACCAACAACUGCAGCUACUUUGCUUCUAAAAUCACCUCUCAUAGCCUAUUAUUGACCAUAUUCAAAGGUGGUUUAUGAUGUUCAUCUUUUUUUUUGUCAAUUUGUGAAAUUUGUACUUCCCUUAUUGUCCCCUAUUCAUUUUUUACAGUGGUCUCCCAGCUCAAAUACACAUCCCAUUAUGUGUAAAUAAAAAUACGAGAACAGUUUAA